AUGUUUGUUCGGGAGAUCAAUGAGUGUGAGCAGCUUUACAGUUUGGAUGUACUCGGUGUUGAGGACCGCAGCGAGAAAGACCAGAUGGAGGUGCUGACUGACUUUCGAGAAAGUGUAACAAGGCAAAAGGAUGGUCGAUAUGAAGUAAGUAUACCAUGGAUUCCUGGAGCCAGAUUGUACGGUACUAAUGAACAGCCGAGCAGAAUACGCCUAGCCAAUGUCAACAAGAAGUUGAGUAAAGAUCGAUCAUUACUAGUAGAGUAUGAAAAGAUAGUUAAAGAUCAGCUUGCCAAUGGCAUCGUAGAAAAAGCCCCAGAAAAGCCAGCAGGAAAACGUACAUAUUACAUGGCUCACAAGCCUGUGAUCGGGGAAAACGCAACAACAACAAAGAUCAGAAUGGUUUUUGAUGCUAGCGCUAAACUAGCCCCAUUGGCUAACAGUAUUAACAAAUGUAUGUUCACUGGACCGUCCUUGCAACCACUACUUUGGGACAUCUUGAUCAGAGUGCGUAUGACACCAAAUCUACUUCUGGCAGAUAUCCAGAAAGCCUUUUUGCAAAUUGGUGUUAAGGAAACGGACAGAGAUGCUUUUUGA
Paramuricea clavata is the source of this 594-nucleotide messenger RNA. The record is from the annotation of a GenBank genome assembly. NCBI's taxonomy places the organism in Eukaryota, Metazoa, Cnidaria, Anthozoa, Malacalcyonacea, Plexauridae.